UUGCGCUCCAUGCAGUCAGUCACAUGAGCCGCCGGGGAGUCGUGCAGCCCCCGCCCUCCUUCCCCCGCACCCCUUUGGCCGUGAAUGGCACGGCCCGGAUGAGCUUGUACGCAAGGAGGGUACGGGCGAACCAUUGAGCGGGGGCGGGGGAACCCGGCAGCCACCGGCGUGAGACUAUCCCUUCGCCCGGGCGUUGCGGCGGGGGGAGCGGACGUGACAGGCUGAGCGGCUGGGCGCAGGCUGCCGGAGACGGAGGGCGAUGGUCGUCCCGAAGGGACAGGAGUACCAGGCCCCCCAGGAGGUUGAAACAAGAGAAGAUGAGGAGCAAAACAUCAAGUUGACUGAAAUUUUGGAACUCUUGGUGGCUGCUGGGUAUUUUCGAGCAAGAAUCAAGGGGUUAUCGCCCUUUGACAAGGUGGUAGGCGGCAUGACGUGGUGUAUCACUACUUGCAACUUCGAUAUCGAUGUUGAUUUAUUGUUUCAGGAAAACUCUACUAUUGGUCAAAAAAUUGCCUUAACUGAAAAAAUUGUGUCAGUAUUACCCAAAAUGAAGUGCCCUCAUCGUUUGGAACCACAUCAGAUCCAGGGACUGGAUUUCAUUCAUAUAUUUCCUGUUGUACAGUGGCUGGUGAAACGUGCAAUAGAAACAAGGGAAGAAAUGGGAGACUAUAUCCGUUCCUACUCUAUAUCACAGUUUCAGAAAACUCAUAGGCUACCGGAGGAUGAAGAAUUUAUGCAAAGAAAAGAGAAGGCUAUCAAAACUGUUACUGACAUCUAUGAGGUUUACAAACCCCAGAGAAAAUACAAACGCCAGAAGGGAGCUGAAGAGCUGUCAGAUGAGGAAUCAAAAGUUCAUUCUACACUUCUGGAAUAUGGCAGGAGAUAUGGAUUUAGCAGACAAGCAGGGAAAGCAGAACAGGCUGAAGAUAAAAAAAUUGUGCUACCUCCAGGGCUUGCAGGAGCAGGGAAAGCUGAGCCUUGUGAUGAAGAGGACCUUCAGGCUGCUGAAGAGCUUCGCAUUAAAACUUUGAUGACUGGCAUGGCUGCAAUGGCAACAGAAGAGGGCAAGUUGACAGCAAGUACGGUUGGCCAGAUUGUUGGACUCCAGUCAGAUGAGAUCAAGCAAAUAGUGUCAGAAUAUGCUGAAAAGCAAUCUGAGCUUUCUGCAGAGGAGCGACCAGAAAGGCUUGGAGCCGCCCAACAACACAGAAGGAAGGUGGCUUCUCUGAAUAAGCAGAUCUUGCAGAAAACCAAACUCUUGGAAGAGUUGCAAGCUAAAUGUACAGAUCUGCAGGCAAAAUGUACCGAAGCAAAAAAGACAUUAACCGAGGUUAAGAGUUACAGUGAAAAGCUGGACAAGGAAUUGGCAGCCUUAGAAACAAUAGAAUCCCAAGCAGAUGCUAGCAUAUUACAGAGUCUGCGAGCAUUGGUGGCCAUGAAUGAAAACCUGAAAAGCCAGGAGCAAGAGUUCAAAGCACAUUGUAGGGAAGAAAUGGAGAGACUUCAGCAAAAUAUUGAGAAUUUGAAAGCUGAGGCAGUAGAAAAUGGAGAGGAACAGGAGCCAAACAAGGUUAUAGAACAGCAGUACAAAGCUGAGAAAGAAAAACUUCAGAAGAUCCGACUGCUCUUGGCACGAAGAAACAGAGAAAUAGCCAUUUUGCAACGCAAGAUUGAUGAAGUACCCAGCCGAGCUGAGCUAACACAGUAUCAGAAGAGAUUUAUUGAACUUUACAGUCAGGUCUCAGCAACUCACAAAGAAACGAAGCAGUUCUUUACUCUUUAUAAUACACUGGAUGAUAAGAAAGUAUAUUUGGAAAAGGAGGUUAACUUACUGAAUUCUAUUCAUGACAACUUUAAUGAAGCAAUGGCAUCUUCUGGUUCUCGUGAGCAGUUCUUACGGCAGAUGGAGCAGAUUGUAGAAGGCAUCAAACAGAAUCGGAUGAAGAUGGAAAAGAAGAAACAGGAAAACAAAAUGCGACGAGACCAGUUGAAUGACGAAUACCUGGAGCUUCUAGAGAAGCAGAGGCUCUACUUUAAAACAGUGAAAGAAUUCAAAGAGGAAUGCCGUAAGAAUGAAAUGCUGCAGUCCAAGCUGAAUGCUAGUUCUUCCUGAAGAACUCCAGCUGCAGAAGUUUAUAGAUUGUUCAGUCCAUGGAAUCUCUUUUGUGAGGUGACAGUUAUAACUGCAAUGUAGAUAUAUAUAUAUAUAGAUACAUAUAUAUAUAUAAAAUAUAUAUAUAUAUACAGCUGUAAAAGUCUGGGUUUUUUCCAGUAUGUAUUAAGUUUUACAUUCCUUCAUCACAUGGCUGUACUAUCCAUUAUUGCCUCCACUACACAGUAAAGAGUUAACACAGUACUGCAAAAGAGAAAUAUUGUCUAAUUUUAUUUAUUUGGGUUUGGGAUUAUUUUUUUUUCCACAGUUAAGGACAAAGGGGUACUUUUUGUUUGAGUUUUAAUGUUGAAUUAAGUCAAGAUUAAUGUAAUGUGUAGUAUGUCCAGUACCACAGGAUGAGCACCGCAGAGUGAGGUGGUUCGUUAAUCUUGGCUAAAAAAAACACCCCACAGAAUGAGAUCCUUGAGACUCUCUUCACCAGCUAAUCACUUUGCAUUAUUGAAAUUUUACACUCUAGCCAUAGAUAAUAUUCCAAAGGAUGAAAAUUAAUUUCUAAUGGUUAAGACAUAAGAAAAUCAAAACUUAAUCUUGAGUAAUUCCUGGUGUAAAAUUACAGAUCUAUAUUUUUGUAAAGUCUAGCUGCUGUAUAAAUUUAUUUGAAAUUUCAUUUUUUAUAUAGAGAGAGCGUGCUUGUUAAUAGCUCCAGGGGGAAAAAUAAAACAACAACAAAACACACCAUAAUCAAUAGGACCAUCAAGUUUUCCCUGGCUGGGAUGAUAAACAGUCUGUCUCAUGUAUAAUACAGGACGGUAAAGGUUCAGACAUUCUGCUCAGUGAACUGAUGCUCACCUUUGCAGACC
This is a messenger RNA of Dryobates pubescens (Downy woodpecker), 2973 nucleotides long. RefSeq names its product coiled-coil domain containing 93 (gene CCDC93). The transcript has 23 exons. The coding region runs from base 260 to 2113 and encodes 617 amino acids. Lineage: Eukaryota; Metazoa; Chordata; Aves; Piciformes; Picidae. Gene Ontology annotation, biological process: Golgi to plasma membrane transport. The record is from RefSeq and is a predicted model, not a curated record.